AAAAAGAAGAAACAAAAAUCGGAAUCGGAAUCAGAAUCAGAAUUGAAGAGGUCCCAUUAAUGAACCAACCCAGCAAACCAACGAACAUUAAAAACAUAGUAUAAGCAAUAAACGGAAAAACUAAUUUUAGAUAAUAUCGCUUUAAACGUACUUAGUGUUAAUCGAAACAAACGACAUACAUCUUAACGUGUAUCUUGGGGAAAAUCAACGCUUUAUAAAUUAACGAUUUAGUGAGUAACUACUUACGAUUACCAGCGACCAGCUAGCAUCUAAAUUAGGGAUAAUCCGUUGGGACACCCAUCCGGAAAACGAGAACCACCAACCACCACGGCGAAGGGCGGCCGUAAUGGGUGGUGGCUUUGCGGCGCCACCGAUUACAUUAGCCACCAAACAGCGCCCGGCCUUGGACCGGGCCACCGCCCAUUCGGGGGAUAUGCACGAGAAACUCCUCGACAAGGAGGACAAGACUGAAAGGACCAAUUUGCUGGGACGGUCCAAGGACUCGUCCGGCGGCAAGCACGACAAGCCGCCCAAGGAGAAGCCCCCCAAGCAGCAGUCCAAGUUCGCCGAGCGACUACGCCGAUCUUUCCGACGCGGCGAGCAUCGAUCCCUGGAGAUCAAGCGUCAGGAUCCCACGCCGGAGGAGCUGCGGGCCAAAAGCCGGGCCACGCCCCCGCCGCAGACCGACAACAACAAUCGAUUGCCCUUCGCCUUCAGCCACCUGAACUUGCCGGGCUUGGGCUUGGGAGUGGGUCUCGGUGGCCACAUAAACCCCGCCCUGCUGCUGGACAGCCCCGACGAGUGCACACCGCCGGAGUACGCCUACCAGCAUUUGAGUAGCGUCGCCACCACCAAUUCGAGCACUUCCUUGGAGAGCAGCUGUGAGCUGGGUGAGCUGAGCGGCUCCCAGACGAGUGUCUUCUAUUGGGCCUCCAUGGGUGGCGAAGUGAGCACAGUAUCGGGAGGAGGAGCAGGCGCUGGAGCAGGUGCAGGAUCAGGAACAGGUGUUGGAACAGGGGCAGGCUCCGCAGGAGCAGCAUCAUUGUCGAACGAAAACCAAGAACGAGAUAGACGGCGACUGGAAACCCAGAGCAGCAACCGCAGCGAUCAGCAGCCAGCCACCACAUCCGCACCCGCAAACAGCAGCCGGAGCUGCAGCCUCACCAGCGAGAGCAGCUCCAUACGGCUCACCCGACUCCAGAACUUCCUCUUCAAGAGCAGCAACGAGAGCUCCAGGAGCUGUCAGGGCCACUCCAACGAGGGCUUCACCGUGUCCUCGCACAACUCCUCUUCCGGAGAAUGGGAGCAACUCGGCGCCUACCUCUCCAGCAGCAGUGGAGUGGGCGGGGGCCACGACUUCCAGGGCAGCUCAUUCCCCGAGGAGAGCACGCCCGAGGAGACGGAGGGCAUGCUGCCGGCAGAGACCAGCAGCGGAGCGGGCACCUACUACCAGUACACUCUGACCUCGCCGAACAAUCCCUUUCUGCCGGAGAUCACGGCCAGGACGUACCACAGCACCUACGACGAGGACGAGGCGGUGGAGGGCGGUGGCUGCCUCGGAGGCGACGCCGUGGGGGAGGAACUAGACGGCAAUGUGACCUCGGUGAAGUACGGAGCGGGUUCGCGCUCCGCCCAGCUGCCCACUCCUUCGUACAGUCGCGCCGGAUCGCAGGAGUCGACGCACAGCGAGGGAGGCGCCAGCUGCCCGCCCGGACCGAGUCCCAGUCCCGCGUCCAGCUCCUCCUCCACGCCGGGCAGGCACCGCCGCAAGCUCUUCAGCCUGAACUCACCCACCCGACUGCUGCACCACCAACAGCAGCAGGGCGGAAGCGGCCACCACAGUGGCUCACCCCCUUCAGUAAGCAGCAACGAGGGCAGUAGCAGCGGCAAGUUCAACUCCGCCAGCCUAGUGCGGAGCCUGAAUCCCUUCCUGCCCAGCGUAACGUCACCAAAGAGGGCGCCGCUGAAGCAGGCGGCGGUGACGUCACCCGGUUCUGUGACCCCUGACCUGAGUACAAAGCGCGAGGAGUUCCUGCGGGCGACCAUGAAGAUCUGCCUGGUGGUGUCGCCGCCGAACAGCAAGCUGCAGCUGAAAUCGAAGAGCCUGACGCACUUGGAUGGCCUCGACUCCGGCGUUGUGGCCUGCCAGCACGGUCCUCCGGGAAUCGCCACCAGUACCAGCACCACCACCGCAGCCUCCGCCACCGCCACCGCCACAGCCGGCGGCGCCGCAAAUUCCGGAGCACCCGCAUCGCUGGGCCGGCAGGCCAAUGUGACCUCCCAGGCGGUGAAGGCCGAAUCCCCUGCGGCCGUCGCUGCGUCCCCCUCGGCUGCAUCGCACCCACCUCACCACACAGCACACCCACCACCGGCACAGCCUCUGCCGCACCACCCACCCACCAUAUACACCCAGGCACCGCAGAUUGUGCGGCGGACACCGUCGCUGAUGCUGUCGCUGUCUCCGACGCUCGACGAUACCACGAAAACGGCCAGUUCCUCCUGCUUCGGUGCUGGACACUCCAGUUCCAGUGCCGGAUCCCUGCACCAGCACCACCAAAGUCUGUCCAACCAGCAACAGCAACCACCCAGCAGUAGCAGCAGCACCCCAGCCACUCAUGCAAUACCCUGCUCGAAACACUUUCAGUACCAGGAGGUGGCUGCCACAUCCUCGACAUUGAGUCCCUACAGCACCAGUGCAUCCUUCACGACCGGAGCGAGCGGUGGCGGAGGCUUGACCUCGCCGGCCGGCUGCCCCACAUCCUCCAGUGCGACGGCGGUGAAAAAGAAAUCCUCGUUCAUGAAGCGCAAGAAGCCACUGCUGACACGCAGCGAGGUAUCAAGUUCCGAAUUCUUCUCCGUGUCAUUCUGUUUGGACUCCUCGCAGCAUCCCGAUGAGGAGUUUAUUCCAGCCACCAAAGGUGUAACUCUACUUAACGCACUAAGCCACGCUCUGCGUAGGCGGAACCUUAGCUUCUCACAGAUCACAAUCACAGACAAUAAUCCCACGCCCAGUUUUUUAGAUGCAGGACCUUCGCUGCUACCCGUUUCAGUGGAUGAACAGACCGAUGUGGAGAGCCUGGCUGGACACCAUCUUUGCAUCACGGAACGUGGCAGCAAUCGCAAGCCCCUGCAGAAGGCAGCCUCCUUUGGCUCCCGACAACCGCCACCCCGACUGCUGCCCUCCGUUUCCACCGAGGAGACCAGUGAGUCGGGCGUGGCCCCCGGGAAGCAGAUCAAACAGAGAUGGUCCUCCAUCUUCGGCAUCAAGAAUCCCCAACAGAGCCAGCUGUGCGAGCUACUGAACAGCUAUGCCAAGAACGGAGUGCCCCAGCGCCCGGAUGGCCUCACCUUCGAUCAUCCGGAUCUAGUCAAUUCGCUGGCCUACCUCCAGGACAUGCACAAGUCCUGGCGCGACUUUGUGGAGAGUGAGGCGAUGAGUGAGAGUGAGAUCAAGAUCCAAACGGCCAUUUGGGAGUUGGUGACCACCGAAGUCUACUACAUACACGCCCUCCAAACCGUUACGGAUUUGUUCCUGGCCUGCUUGGAGGCUGUGCAGGAGGAGAGACUGCUAAUCGAUGUAGACCAGGCGCGUCUGUUCUCCAAUGUCCGAGCCGUUUGUGAAGCCAACAUCAAGUUCUGGACCCUGUGGCUGUAUCCCAUGGUGGCUCACAGUGUGAUAACCCAUGAGCCUCUGAGAUGCGCCUUCUUCCAGGAGGGUUUCAUAGCCUUCGCCUCCAUCUUUGCACCCUAUAAGAUCUACUGUGCGGAGCAGAGCACCUGCCAGUUCUACUGCAAGGAACUGAACCAGAACAAUGCCCUGUUCACCUCCUAUUUGGCGUGGUGCGAGUCGCAGAAGAUGUGCAACCGCCUGCGGCUCGCGGACAUUGUGGUGCGACCCAUGCAACGCCUGACCAAGUACAGCCUCCUCCUGGCGGCCAUCAAGAAGCACAUGAGCGACGUGGACGAGAUCGAGGCCAUUGACGGGAUGAUCCAUAGUGUGGAGAACUUUGUGUUCAGUGUCAACAACCACUUGACGAUGCGCCAGGAGAACGAGCGGCUCAAGGGAGUGAUGGUGCGGAUAGAGUCCUAUGAUGUGGUGGACACCAACAACGAGAUGCUGGACAAGCUUAUUAAGCAACACAGUCAAAUGUUCGACCUGUGUGCUCCCAUGCGGGGAGUUCCCGCCUACCAGGUGCGUCACCUCUUCAUGGAGGGCGACCACAAGUUCAAGGACAACCUCGGCAAAUCCGAUGUGCACUGCUUUCUCCUGACCGACAUGCUCCUGGUGUGCAAGACCAUAGCCAAGCGGGGACUGGGCGCCCUGAAGGUCAUCCGGCAACCGUAUCUGACCGACCAGCUGGUCGUCCAGCUGGCGCCGAACAACACACUGAACUGUGUGUACCUCAACGAGUUCCAGGUGGCCACCACGGCGUUCACCCUCCAGUGCACUGAGGCCAAGAACUGGUGCGACGCCCUGUGGCGGGCCAAGACGAUCUACCAAAGACUGAAGCGCGGAGCCGGCGGCGGAGGCAGUGGCACCGGUGGCAGUGGUACGGUGGGCGGGGAUGGCUUCCGGUUCGGUGGCAGCGGCAUCAGCGGCGGCACUGCCGACUCCCUCGGUGUCCGCAAGUCGCCGCUGAACUCCUCCAUCUGCAGCCAUGUCUCGAGUGCAAACAACAGCCAUAGCGGCAGUGUGGAGUGGAACGAUUCCCGCAACAUAUCCGUGGACAUUGAAAAGACAAACUCGGUGUCCAGUGACGAGGGCUCCAGCAUAAUGACGGGCAACCAUGGAGUGUCCUUAAAGGGCAACCAGCAAUUUAUUAGCGGCCUGCACAAGGCCAAAAUGGGCAUGAUGGGUCCACUGUGCUCCAAGUCGGCCAAUACGCUAUCCGUGCAGCCGUUGAAUCACCUCGGCCAGAGCCUGCCCAACCUCAAUAUGCAUCACAGUAACACUAACAAUACCCUGCUCGUGCCCGGCACCACAACGAGCCACUCGGGCAACAUGUUGUUGUCGCCCAGCCACCGUGGCAUUUCCUACCCGCCGCCGAGCCCCACGAGAGUCCCGCUGCGCCGUGGCAUGGCCUUCUCCACCUCGACGAAGAAUCCGCCUCUACGCAAGACCCGCAACGUCACCUCCCAGAACAGUAUUAACUGGCACCAGAUCCCAGCCACGCCCACACCGACGCCGCCCAGCCCCCGAUCGCAGCACCCGGCCCCGGGCGCUGUCUGCCUGCAGAAAUCACUCCCGCUGAUGGUGCCCAGCGAGGGGGGACCGGGAGCCGGCCAUCCGCUGCCGCCGCCCCUGCACAAACAGCUCUCCCACCAGGCGCCGCUGCCCACCUCCAACCACAACCACAAUCCGAACCAGUCGAGCACCGAAACGGACGUCUGAUGGGGUCGAGGACGAGGAGUUCCCAGGAUAAAGCCGCACUAUGUACUUACACAUAGAUCUGUCACAAACUACGAAAAGCAAGUUGCUGGUCAAUGAGCACUAUAUCAAGGCACUCGAAGAUAAAAUGUUUUUAGA
Molecule: messenger RNA, 5527 nt
Organism: Drosophila bipectinata
Lineage: Eukaryota; Metazoa; Arthropoda; Insecta; Diptera; Drosophilidae
Product: rho guanine nucleotide exchange factor 5
Biological process (GO): endothelial cell migration; Rho protein signal transduction
Cellular component (GO): plasma membrane; axon; endocytic vesicle
Molecular function (GO): guanyl-nucleotide exchange factor activity
Source: RefSeq, a predicted model, not a curated record